Molecule: messenger RNA, 1326 nt
Organism: Oikopleura dioica
Lineage: Eukaryota; Metazoa; Chordata; Appendicularia; Copelata; Oikopleuridae
Source: the annotation of a GenBank genome assembly
AUGCGGCUGACGGAGUUUUGUAAAAUCACGGAGUAUUAUGUCAGGACUUUGCCAAAAGCGGAUCGAGACGUAAUUUUGAAGACGCCCGAACCAAAGAACAGCUCUGUACAUGAACCAGCCGCGAAGGGCGAGGGAUCUUCUUCGAGCAUAAAGAGUCAACGAAAAACUAUUCUUCUCGCAUUUCCACAAGAGAAUUCCCAGCAACUCAACAGACCUGAUCCACAGCUCUUCAAGGUACCAUCUCCGAUCGUUCCAGAAAUGGUCAGAGAAGAAGUGGUCUAUAACGAAGAAAGUCCUACGAUGAUGGAAACUGACGACGACGAGAAAACAAUCGACGUUGAGCGCACCCCUGACAGCGUUUCGGAAAGCGAGCCAGCAGCAGAAUCUGCCUACGGAUCGGCCGAAGAGCCGAUGAGCUUAGCAGACCAGCAAAGCGAUAGCAGAAACGAACCUAUUUACGUUGAUAUCUCUGAUCCAGAAGACGGGCAGGAGGGAAAUUCUUCCCAAGGGAUGAAGAUAAUUUAUGCAGAUGAAAAACAGGAGCAGCAAAAAUUUCUCACAGACGUGAAACAAGAAAAGUACGUAUACGAAGAGCUCUCUGAGCACGAAUCUCUCGCAGAUGGGCCUCUUGAGCUUGAUUUGCCGGCAACACCUUCUCCUCAGCCGAUGAUAAAACAAGAACAGUAUGACGGCCCUCGCCCAAUCUUUCAACCAAGAGCCUUUCCGAAUCCUCUUCUGCUUACACCAAAGACUACAGGCAACAAUCGCGGCAAUGGCACUCGCCCUCACGUACCGAUGUACAAUCCCUACUGGAUUCCCCCCGUUCUUCAUCAGUCACCGUACCGUGAAGCGCCGGGCAAUCCACCGCAUCGUGCUUCUACAUUUUUGCCGAAUCGCCCGCCUUUUAAUCGCCCUCCGCCGCCAACCAUGGACUUCAGUCAUCUGUACCCUCAGUUCCCUCAAUUCGAGCCCAACAACCAACAAGUUCACCAGCAGGCUCGUCCGCCGCUUCCCCCUCCUCCGCGCCCAAGUCACCAACCACCGCCAGUGCAACAUCAGAGAAUGCCGCCGCCUUACCAGAAUACGUUCAUCCACCCUGCUGCUUAUUUUAAUCCUCACUUUGCACCACAUCUUUCUCUUUACCCCCAGCGAGAGUUCUAUCAAGGCCAAUAUUACGGAUCGCAGAAUAACAACGCCCAGCAGAACCAUGUCAGCCAAAGCGAAGCUCGAAAUCAAGCAGACUCUUCUUUUAAUCCAUACCAAGCACAGGGUGCUCAGAACAACUACCGGCCAUCGUACUUCAAUCACACCAAUUUCAAGCAGUGA